AUGGAAGAGCUAGAGGCAUUUUUCCAGGAACUCAAUGACACAUAUGGGACAGAAAACUCAGCAGCACCAGAGGCAGAACUCUGUGCACCCCUGACUGCCCGUGAAGAGGACAGCCAAAAGGAAUCCAUGCAGAACCAGAAACCCACAACUGAAGAUCUAGUUCAGUUAUCAGGCAACAGCAAAGAUGCUUCCAUGACAUCUUACUUUCUGACACUUGAGGACAUUGAGGAGUUUCUUCAGGAGGUCAAUGAGACAUAUAAAACAAGAAGCCCAGCUGCACCAGAGUCAGAGGUCUGUGUACCUCUGACUGCCCAUGAUGAGGUCAGCCAAAAGGAGUCCCUGCAGAAGCAGGUGACCUCCUUUGAUGAGAGAAACCCUCCCAUUCUCAUCCCUGCCAAGAAAGCCCAGACUCUUCCACCUUGUCGUGACUCUCAGUUGAUGGAUGUCACUGACACUCCAAAGACAUUCAUCACUGAUUGUCAAGCAACAGCCGUUAAUGCAAACAAGUUGACAAUCCCCAGUGAGGGUAGCCAGAUGAAGAUGCUCAAUGAUGACCAGAUGACCUUCAGUGGGGUCCAAACUACCUAUACGGGUCAGAUGAAGAAACUCAAUGAUGAAAACACUCCCCACCGAGUCUAUAUGACGCCACUUUCCUCAGCAUCAUUGCUAUAUGCUAGAAUUCUGUAUGUUGCCAGUUCUCAUUUGACCCAAGGACAACCUGCAGAAAUGCAGAAGUGGAAUCCCAAGAUUCAGAGGUGUCCAUUGCAGAAGAGGCCUGACAUUUUGAGGCCCUACAUCUGCACCUAUAACUGUGGGAAAGCGUAUGCCAAAUCUUCCCAUCUGCGAAUCCACGAGCGUGUGCACACAGCUGAAGGAGGAUCCGUACGAAAGAACGCCCUCCCUCCCUCUGAGGCAGGCUUCCAAGGCUCUAUAAAAGGCCAGGUGCUCCAGCCAGCAGCCCAGUCCCGGCAACUCUCGACCUACUACACUGAGGUCCCUGAGCACAUGAUGGAUGCAUUGAUGGAUUUCACAACUGAAGACCAAGUUCAUUGGUCAGGCAAUAGCAAAGAGGCUUCAAGAGACUCUUACCUUGAAGCAAUAGAAGAACUUGAGGAAUUUUUACAGAAACUUGAUGAGACAUAUGGGACAAGAAGCCCAGCUGCACCUGAGCCAAAACUCUAUGUACCUCUGACUGCCCAUGAAGAGGACAGCCAAAAGGAAUCCAUGCAGAACCAGAAACCCACGGCUGAAGAUCUAGUUCAGUUACCAGGCACCAGCAAAGAGGCUUCCAUGACUUCUUUCUUUGUGACACUUGAGGACAUUGAGGAGUUUCUUCAGGAGAUCAAUGAGAUACAUGAGGCAAAAACCCCAGCUGCACCAGAGUCAGAGCUCUGUGUACCUCUGACUGCCCAUGAUGAGGUCAGCCAAAUGGAGUCCAUGCAGAGCCAGGUGACCUCUUUUGAUAAGAGAAACCCAACAGGAGCGUCCCAGUUGAUGGAUAUCACUGACACCCCAAUGACAUUUAUCACUGAUUGUCAAGUAACAGCUGUUAAUGCCAACAAGAGGACAAUCCCCAAUGAGGGUAGUGAGGUGAAGACCCUCAAUGAUGACCAGAGCCUGUGUGGAGGCCAGAUGACCAUCAGUGGGGAUCAGACCCUCUAUGGGGGUCAGAUGAAGAGCCCCACUGUAUGCCAGAGUCUCAGUGGAACCCAGAUGACCUUCACUGCAGACAAGACCAUCUAUGGGAAUCAGAUGAAGACCAUGGAUGAAUACCAGAUCCUCAGGGUAGAAAAGAUGACCUUCAGUGGGGACCAGACUCUCUAUGGGGAUCAGAUGAAGACAGUCAAUGAUGACACUCUCCAUGGAGUACAUAUAAUGCCACAAUCCUCAUCAUCAUUGUCAUAUCCUAGAAUUCUGGAUGUUUCCAGUUCUCAUUUGACCCAAGGACAACCUGCAGAAAUGCAGAAGUGGAAUCCUGAGAUUCAGAGGUGUCCAUUGCAGAAGAGGCCUGACAUUUUGAGGCCCUACAUCUGCACCUAUAACUGUGGGAAAGCGUAUGCCAAAUCUUCCCAUCUGCGAAUCCACGAGCGUGUGCACACAGGAGAGAAGCCCUAUAAAUGUAACGUGAAUGGAUGCACAUGGGCAUUCUCCCGUUCGGAUGAGCUCAGCAGACACAAGAAAAGGCACACCAGGGAGCGGCCAUACCUGUGUACUAUAUGCGACAAAGACUUUGCCAGAUCUGAUCACUUAAAGCAACAUCAGAGAGUCCACAGAUGA
Molecule: messenger RNA, 2277 nt
Organism: Rangifer tarandus platyrhynchus (Svalbard reindeer)
Lineage: Eukaryota; Metazoa; Chordata; Mammalia; Artiodactyla; Cervidae
Source: the annotation of a GenBank genome assembly